GUCUCCAAUGGCGAUGUGCGAGGAUGUGCUGCUCUGCAACUUCACCAAGUGCCGCGCCAAGCUGUCGGGCUUCGCCUGGGUGACCGCCUGCUCCCACGUGUUUUGCGACCAGCACGGCAGCGGCGAGUUCAGCCGCUCCCCCGCCCUGUGCCCGGCCUGCAAGAGCGCGCUGGCCGGCAAGCUGGACAUCGUCCGCACCGAGCUCAGCCCUUCCGAGGAGUAUAAGGCCAUGGUGCUGUCCGGCCUGCGCCCCGAACUCAUCCUGGACAUCGCGUCGAGAGCGCUGGCUUUCUGGACUUACCAGAUUCACCAGGAACGGCUGUACCAGGAGUACGCCUACAGCAAGGCUGAGGGCCGACUGAGACAGAUGGAGAAGCUCUACACCCAGCAGAUCCAGGGGAAGGACAUGGAAGUGAGCAACACCCGCGGCGAGGUCGCUUCCCUCAAGAAGCUGCUGGAGGAGUACAAGAAGAAGUACAGCGAGAUCUCGGAAAAGCUGAUGGAGAGGAACAGACAGUACCAGAAACUGCAGGGUCUGUACGAUAGCCUGAGGCUCCGCACGCUGGCCAUGACAGGGAAGGGAGACUCAGCCGCGCCUGCUGCAUCUUCAGGAGCUCUCUAUGGCUUGCCCACGGGGGGCCUGGUGAAGUACGUCCCAGCUGAGUCCCCCCACGGCAGGCCGGGGGAGACGGUGGCGAUUUCCGUCUGCACCCAUCCUUUUUUGGCUCUCCCGCCCCGGAGAGGGCUGGCGGUUUUUUUUGCCUUCUCCCCCGGCGAGGAGGGGGUUCAUGAUCACCAGCCCCCCCAACCCCACCCCCCACAGCAUCAGCCGCUGUCCCUUAGCCUGGGGGCUAACAGCUUGUACAAGAUGAAGAAGAUGUGA
Stegostoma tigrinum is the source of this 883-nucleotide messenger RNA. RefSeq names its product E3 ubiquitin-protein ligase CCNB1IP1. The transcript has 3 exons. The coding region runs from base 8 to 883 and encodes 291 amino acids. Gene Ontology annotation, molecular function: ubiquitin protein ligase activity. Gene Ontology annotation, cellular component: synaptonemal complex. Lineage: Eukaryota; Metazoa; Chordata; Chondrichthyes; Orectolobiformes; Stegostomatidae. Gene Ontology annotation, biological process: reciprocal meiotic recombination. The record is from RefSeq and is a predicted model, not a curated record.